AUGGUCGCCUCAACCACCAGCCCCCGCUCCCAAUCCGAGCCUCUCUACCCGCACUACCUGCCCGUCCGGCCCGAAGGCUUCACGCCCACGCUCGCCGUGCCCCCCUUCGAUGCCGUCGAGCCCGGCCUUCGCGCCGACCCGGCCAAGCCUGACAUCUUGGGCGCGAAGGGCGCGAGCGUGCAGAACAUGACGCCGCGCAUUGGGACCGAGAUCCGAGGCGUGCAGCUGAGCGCCUUGUCCGCCGCCGGCCUGGACCAGGUCGCGCUGCUGGCGGCCGAGAGGGGCGUCUUGGUGUUUAGAGACCAAGACUUUGCGGACAUCGGCUUCGACCGCCAGCGCGAGAUCGCCGAGCACUAUGGCCCGCUGCACAAGCAUCCCACCAUGGGGCACCCGGCGGCCACGGGGCCCGAGUUCCACGUCGUGUACGCGGACGAGAAAGUCGGCACCCUCCGCACCCUCCUCGGCCCGCACACCACCCACACCCUCUGGCACAUCGACCAAACCUUCACCCCCAACGUCCCGUCCACGACGCUCUUCUUCGCGCUCGAGCUCCCCUCCUCGGGCAGCGGCGGCGACACGUGCUUCGCCUCCCUCACCGCCGCCUACGCCGCGCUCUCGCCCACCUACCGCGCCACGCUGCACGCCCUCUCGCUGCUGCACACGUCGGCGUCCCCCGGCGAGGUCGCGCGGCUGGGCGCCGAGCGCGCGGCGCGCGAGGCCGUCCGCGCGGAGCACCCGCUCGUCAUCGCGCACCCGGUGACGGGGGCGCCCGCGCUGUUCGUCAACCCGGCGAUCGCGAGGGCGGUCGUGGGGUGUCUGCCCGAGGAGAGCGAGCACCUGCUCGGGUGGCUGCAGCGGCAUGUGGCGAGUUUGGACUUUUCGUGUCGGGUGAGGUGGGAGAAGGGGACGGUGGUGGUUUGGGAUCAGGUGAGUGGGACUACUGGCUGA
Molecule: messenger RNA, 948 nt
Organism: Diplodia corticola
Lineage: Eukaryota; Fungi; Ascomycota; Dothideomycetes; Botryosphaeriales; Botryosphaeriaceae
Product: alpha-ketoglutarate-dependent taurine dioxygenase
Exons: 3
Coding region: 1-948 (315 amino acids)
Cellular component (GO): cytoplasm
Molecular function (GO): 2-oxoglutarate-dependent dioxygenase activity
Source: RefSeq, a predicted model, not a curated record